Molecule: messenger RNA, 1923 nt
Organism: Daphnia pulicaria
Lineage: Eukaryota; Metazoa; Arthropoda; Branchiopoda; Diplostraca; Daphniidae
Exons: 2
Coding region: 36-1589 (517 amino acids)
Biological process (GO): DNA integration
Molecular function (GO): nucleic acid binding
Source: RefSeq, a predicted model, not a curated record
GAUGGCUGGAAGGACCAUCUUUCAUCGCCUUACCAAUGGAGCAAUGGCCGAAGGAUUUGCCUUGGGUGGCAGUAGCAGCAGAGAAAAGAACUGCCCACAUCCACCACGCAAUUUCUGAGCCCCCUCUUCAAGAUUGGACAAAGGUGAUCAUCGAUUCGAAGAACAUCUCAACAUUCCUGAAGGUGGAAGGAGAUGCCAAGGAGAUUAUUUUAAAGUGCCAAAAGGAAGGAUUCCGUGAAGAAAUCAGUUUAUUGUCAAAGGGCAAGCAAAUCUCAAAGAAGUCAAGCCUCAUUCAAUUAACUCCUUUCUUAGACAAAAAUGGAAUUCUCCGACUGGGUGGACGGAUCCACCGCGCAAAGCUACCAUAUGAGAUUCUACACCCUCCAAUUCUGCCCGGAAAGCACCCACUUGCAGAAAAGAUAGUGACAGCAGUGCAUCAAGAGUCGCAUCACGCAGGCACUGACUUUCUCCAUGCCAAAAUUCGGCAACAUUUUUGGAUCCUGCAAGGACGAGAGCUGGCAAAGAAGAUCCGCUUCAACUGUGCCGUCUGUGUGAAAUCGCGUGCCAAACUCGCCACGCAAAAGAUGGGUGAUUUGCCAUCUGCUCGUCUCGAUUCUUACACGGCACCAUUCACGCACAUAGCUCUGGAUUAUUUCGGACCGAUCGAAACGUCAGCUUACAGGAACCGAGUAAUCAAACGGUAUGGCCUGUUAAUCACCUGUCUCGUCACCCGCAAUGUUUAUGUAGAAAUGGUGCAGUCAAUGUCAACACCAGAUUUUCUCUACGGUCUACGGCGUUUCAUCGGAGAAUUCACGAAGCCAACUGAAAUCUUCUGUGAUAACGGGACAAACUUUGUGGGAGCUGAGAAGGAGCUGGCCACAGCAUUUCGUGAGUUGCAAAAGGACGAAAAGUUGAAGGAGUUUGCGCGAGAGCGCUCAAUCAUCUGGAAAUUCCAGCCACCUAGUGCUCCGCAUUUCGGCGGAUCACACGAAUCAAUGGUCAAAUCAACAAAGAGGGCGCUCUACCGGGCGCUGGAUACGGAAAAAGCCGGAUUGCGCUACCCGACGGACGAAAUGCUCAGAACGCUACUGAAGGAAGUGGCGGGCAUGCUGAACGGGAGACCUCUGACGCUGGCCAGCAACGACCCAGAAGACUUCAGACCGAUCACACCAAAGGAUUUCUUGAAUCUGCCACCAACGUCGGAUCUUCCGGCCGGAGACAUCCGUCGCGCUCUGCCCCGCGACCAUAUUCGUUACGUGAAGAAGAUGGCCAAUUUAUUUUGGGACCUGUGGACCAAGAUUUUCCUCCCGACGCUGGUUCCAAGAAGGAAGUGGGUCGCGGAAGAAAGAAAUUUUGAAGUUGGAGAUUCGAUCAUGCUAUCGGACAACAAUUUGCUGCCAAAUCAGUGGAAGACGGGCCGAAUCAUCGAAGUUUAUCCCGGUUCCGACGGCUUUGUUCGAGUCGUAAAAGUGAAAACGGACUGCGGAGAAUAUUUGAGACCAAUCCAUCGUCUAGUUCUACUGGAACCUUACUCGGCCGUCCUUCCGUCGGCCUCGGGGGAGAAUGUUCCAGAGAAAAAGAAGGCUUAAUUUAAAUGUAUAUUUUAAUUCAUGUCCCCAUCUUAUUUUUAUUCUGAAGUAUCGAUUAAUUUAAGUAAGCCGCCAGGUGGGCCACUUGUCGUGCAGUAGAAAACAGCUGAUGUCUCAAUUAAGUGUCUUGGCCGAAACAGAAAGUCGCCAUUGUUCAUUUUCAUGGCGUGUAUAGCCACUGAUAACUCGUUUCUUACUGUGCUUUAUUGAUGAGAAUUCUCAUCUUGUGACUCCCUAUUUCUUAUCUGAUUCUCUGAGAUUAGGCUGGAUUAGGCCCUAGAUUUGAUUUCGUGUCAUUUGUGUCUACGAUUGCCUUAUUAACCGGCUCCUAAUU